UUCCAUUUCAAAAGUCAUAUAUUUCCCAUUUUUCUUAGCUCUUAUUCACUCUUUAUGAUCAAAAUUUGAUACUUCUCUUGGUAAAAAUGAUUUAAGAACCACGGUCAUGAUCAGUAGCGUAUGCAAGAUUUCCGCUAAGGAGUUCAAAAAAAGAAAAUUUUAAAAUAUUAAAAGAGAUUGAGGCCAGUGGGAAUUGAACCAACAACCUCCUUCGACCACUAAGCUAUACUUUUGGGUUGUGUCAAGCAGAUUCACAAAAUGGAUUUUGCCUUAUGUGUACAACAUAAUUUUCCGGCAAAAGGGGUUCAGUGGCUGGCAAAGAAUCAAGCAGAAUACAAAUGUUAGAAGAUGACACAAAUAACCAACAGCAGCAACUUUCAAGAUUCAGUAAAGACUACAGUUGGUGGUUUAGAAUAUGUGUAUACAUCAUUUUCCUACUUGUUGGACAAUCUGCAGCUACACUUUUAGGAAGAUUUUACUAUGAUAAAGGUGGGAAUAGUAAAUGGAUGGCAACAUUUGUUCAAUCAGCUGGUUUUCCAAUCUUGAUUCCACUCUUGUUUCUCUUUAAAUCUUCAAAAAUUGCAUCCUCCUCAUCGUCCGAAAAACCAUCAAAAUGUCACCUUUAUCUCCUCUAUGUAUUUUUUGGCUUACUAUUAGCAGGUAACAAUUUGAUGUAUUCAUAUGGUCUGUUAUAUCUUCCUGUCUCAACUUAUUCACUCAUUUGUGCAUCUCAAUUAGCCUUCAAUGUCCUGUUCUCGUUCCUAUUAAACGCGCAAAAAUUCACAGCUUUAAUACUCAACUCUGUAGUGAUUGUCACAAUUUCAGCUUCACUACUAGCAGUUCAUUCUGAAUCUGAUACUACUAGUACAAAAUCAUCAGUUGGAAAAUACGUGAUCGGAUUCGUAUGUACUGUUUCUGCUUCAGCAACUUAUGCACUAUACCUGUCUUUAUUAGAACUAACUUUCAAGAAGGUGAUCAAAAGUGAGUCAUUUGACACAAUAUUGAAAAUGAUAAUUUAUACAUCAUUUGUAGCAACGUGUGCUUGUGUUGUGGGGCUAUACGCGAGCGGAGAAUGGAAAAUUUUGACAGCAGAAAUGAAUGGUUUUCAGAAGGGAGAAGUUUCAUAUUUGAUGACAUUGAUUUGGACUGCUGUUAUUUGGCAAAUUGGUUCUGUUGGUUUAUUGGGGUUGAUAUUUGAAGUGUCUUCUUUGUUCUCUAAUGUGAUAAGUACUUUAGGUUCACCUGUUGUGCCAGUUCUUGCUGUGAUUUUCUUCCAUGAUAAAAUGGAUGGUGAAAAAGUCAUUGCAUUGUUGCUUGCUCUUUGGGGAUUUCUUUCUUAUAUUUAUCAGAAUUAUCUUGAUGAGUCUAAAGCUAAGUCCUCAAAUUCUGAUGUUGACAAUUCUUCUCAAAAUGGAAUUAUAAAGGAUUUGGACCGUAAACAAUAGCAGUUACAGCCAUGUUUGCCUUUGUUUGGAAUGAAGAUGGAUGAAGCAUGGAACUGAUGAAAUUCGGGGAAAUAUGGAAGCAUACUUUAUUAUAAAGUCAAUGGGAUUUAGGAAAUACUGUUUACAUCCAAUUUCAUCAUAUAUUCUCUGUUGUUAUGCAAAAAAUAGUUGCAUGCUUCUUGUCCUUUUUUUUUUUUUUUAUGUACUAUAAUCAUUAUUGAGAGUUGUAUGGCGACUUUUGAAUGAUAUCUGAAUUUUAAGUUUGUGUCA
Messenger RNA from Nicotiana attenuata, 1715 nucleotides. RefSeq names its product probable purine permease 11. Gene Ontology annotation, molecular function: purine nucleoside transmembrane transporter activity. Gene Ontology annotation, cellular component: membrane. The coding region runs from base 339 to 1445 and encodes 368 amino acids. The record is from RefSeq and is a predicted model, not a curated record. Lineage: Eukaryota; Viridiplantae; Streptophyta; Magnoliopsida; Solanales; Solanaceae. The transcript has 2 exons.